CCCAACUUCAACUGCCAACUGCUUCACAGGUGUCUGCCUCUCCGCUCAUUACGGCUCACACCUUGGCUUUUACUGCUCUUCCGGCGAGACAAAUUGCUACCGAGGGCUACUGCCGUGCCAGAGUACUGUGGGGUGGGAGUUGCGAAGUGUUGGUCACCCAAGAGGUGAUGAUUUUUUAUUAAAAUGUAUGCUGAUAGUCUCGUUGAAAACAAUGAUUGUGACCAGUCAAUAAUUACUGGGCUGGGCUGUAACCCUAAUUUAAUCGAUAAUGAUGGCAUCCUUGACAUUACUGCGCCUCAGGCCACAUCUACGGUGGGGAACAAGAAGACAAGGAAAGAUUUGGCAAGACAGUAUCUUAAUACACUGGAAGAGGCAAGUGAGAGGGAAUCAGAUGGAUUACAGCAGAUUAAGAUAGCUGGUACUGUUGGUACGACGAUGAUGACUUCCGAUCUGUUGAAUGUGCAUCCUCAGAAGGCUGUUGAUGGUAAAUUGACAGCUACAGAAAGACAGUCUUCGAGCUCACAUGAAGAACUGUCCAAAACGAGAGAAUCUUCUGACCUUUGGCGUAUGAUGGAUGUGCCCUUAAUCAGAGUUGAAAGAUUGAGUGAUUUGUCAUCAAGCAGAUUUUUAGUUGACCAUACUAACCUCUCAACUGGGGAACUAACAAGAGCACCAUCUGCAUGGGGCCAUCUGAGCCCACAUGAGGCUAGAGAACCAGUUACUACAGGCAUGCUGAAUGUGAAAGGUACUUCACCUGCCGUUAUUCAAACAGAUUUUAUAACAGAUUUCUUAGACCGCGAUGACUCAGAUCUUAGUGAAGGAGAAAUUGAAGACUUUAUUCCAGCUGGAUUGGAUGGGAAAUAUCUUGAGCAAAGUGUAGAGGUUGUGAGGAGUCAUGAUGAAGAGCCGUCUUAUGCACACUCAACACUCUUACAAGCUAGUAGGUUAAUUGAAGGCUGGCAGACUAGUGCAACAGCAAGUGAGGUUGAGGGACGGGUAGGUGGCCUGCCUUCGGCUCUUCUCCAACCUCAGCAUUCACUGCUAGAAACGCAACACGCCAGAAGAGGGUCAUCCUUCAAUUGGGAUAAUAGUAAUUUGCAGUCUGUGACAUAUGGAGGCUUUAAUGAAGAGAGUUUUGUUAAUAGUAAGGUUCAAUUUGAUGUACGUCAAAUUUCGGCCAAUUCAACAGCUUUACGUAGUGGUUUGGAAGAAUCUAAACUCUUGUCUACGUCAUGUAAUUCGCUGGGGUCUAUUGGUACAGAUGUGAAGGAUGCCAAUGAGAAUGAUGUACAUAAUGAGUCAAGUGAAGAGGCACAUUAUGAGUGGUUUCAAGAUCACCAGAAUGACCUGGCUAGCAUACUUGAUGGAGAGUCAUUCCAUGACCCUAAUCUAGAUUUCUUUGAGGAAGAAGAAAAGGAAACUCAUAAAGAAUACAAGUUUCUUGAAGCAGAAAACUACAAUGAUAAACUUGACUAUUCAUGCUUCUCUGGCAUUUAUGGACAAGCAGAAAUUACAGUAAGGCCUUCUUGGAUUUCAAGUACAGAACAAAACUUGGUUGGUCCAGGGAACAAGAUGCGGAUAGAUGAUUAUUUAAAGUCACGGAGUGAAGCUUUAGGGUCCCUGGAAAACACAAAGAAUGGAGAACGGCCAUGUUUUGGAACAGCUGUUCAUUCUCCCCCAAUGGCAGGGAACCCUGUACAACUCGUAGAUGUGUCGGCUGAGGACAGUAGUGUGUCACAGUUUUGUCCUCAACCAGAUGCAGAUGAGGAGCAAAAAACAAUGACAGUUGACUCUAACGAUACCCAACGAUUAUCUGAAAGUUCCGAUUCAGACAGUUGUUGUGCCCCCGAGCUUGAUGAUGGUUCACCAGAGGAAGCACUUCCACCAAACUCACAGAAAAAAAAUAAUUUGAGUGCUCCUAGUUCCGUUAAAUUAGGCCACCCUAAAGAUAUUAGCAAAGUUGCUAAUAUUAAGCCUUCUAAGGAUCUGAUGGGAUCAUACCUCAGUGAGCCUCUGUUUAAAAUACCAGAAAAACCUGCCCAAAAGAAGGAUAAUGUUGGGAAAUUACCACUUUCGGAGAAAUCUCAAAAUUUUGAAGAAACUUUGAAUAACAUUAAUGAUUUUCCAAGUGCAGAGAUGAUCAGUUCCUUAAUGUCAGAUGCACUUGCGAGUCAAAAUCCUCAAGAAUUAAUUGACAGAAUUAUAAUGAUGACACAGCAGAAGUCAGCCAUGCAUAAAACUUUAGAUGAAACUGACCUUGAUAUGAGUAAAGAUGUCCUUGAGUUAAGGAGGCAGAGAGAGGCAAUGCAAUCAAAGCCACAAGCAAAAACUGUCCAAAAAGCUGACGGAGCUUCACUUGGCAAAGAGAACAUUGGGAAGGAGAUAACCCAAAAACUUGGAAAGAAUUUGGACAAAAAAGCAUCACAGCUGCCACCGAGUGGUAGCACACUAAAACCAAGUGUUGGUGUAUCACACAAACACAUGGAGAGACUGAAAGUAAGCAAGGGUAACUCAGCCCCUGGAGAAGCAACACAAUCUCUUAAAACAAAUUUUAAUAGCAAUUACGCUAGUGAAAACACUACCAUUGAUGAGUCUAUUCAAAUGGCUCGGUAUAAAUCCACAAUUCUAGAGGAAACGCACAAAUUGCACCUGCCUAGUUUUCACGAUGAUAAUAGCAAUGGAAUUGAUUCAUCAACACCAUGUGUUGCCUGGACUAAAUCAAGAUCUAAAAUAUCUCCAAGUAGCUCACUUCGUUCCAGAUCUGAGGGCGAGACAGUCGUUGAGAACUAUAGAUUAGGAACCGAUUUAAUAAAUCCAAGAACAUCAUCUGAAAGCUCUGCCAAGGGCCCAGUGGCCUUAAGCCAGAAUAAAGAUGCACCACAAUUUAGUCUUGGGCCAUUAAGGACCACAGUUAAGAAAAGUUCAUUAGGAAUUCAAGAACCGUCGAGUAGUCACACUUCUGAAAGUGUUGCGAUUUCAGUACCUUCGGCGACAAGUAGAAGGGAUUUGCCGCCUAAUACAGUUGCUGCGACUGCAGUACGAUCUACAAGUUUUCCUGCAGGGCUGCAGUCGAUAGGUAUGGCAGGUGGUACUCCAGUGACAUUAACUCAGGCUACUAAUUACAAUCAAGAAACAAGGAAGUACCACUCUCAAGAGAAUGUAACUCAACAAACAGCUGCAGGUGAAUUGAAUCUUCCCCAGCGAGUAGUCUUCCCCAAUGUUUGUGUGAUUGGAAUUGCUUCAGAUGUGCGUAUCAGUUUCCACAAUCCAUCGCCACGCUGGGUCCAGGUGUCCCUCAAACUGGUGCAGGAAACUAUUGAUAGCUGCCCUACUACUGUUUCAGCAUUGUUAUUUAAGCCAUCUUAUUUUGUGGAACCACGAAAUAGAUGUGAAAUCAAGCUGGGUGUUUGCUCCCAGUUUAAAGGGCUCUUGGAGGCUAUCUUUGAAGUUAGAGUGUCAGAUCUUGCCAAGGGUUCUGGCACAUAUGCAGCUGCUUCACAAAUCUCUCUUCACACAAUUAUUGUCUCUGCUAAUAUUAAUGAGCCAAAUGUUGAGCUGACGUGUGACGGAGAAGAUGAGCUGGACUUUGGGGUGGUACCAGAAGGCUGCAAUGUGUCCAAGAAAGUAACUCUCAUUAACCAUUCUCCCCAGCCUCUUCCAGUAAUAUUGCAUCUGCAACAGGUAGCAGUAACUUCCCCAAUAUUUUUCUGGGAUGCCAGAAAAAUUGAUUUUGCAAAAGUUAUUUCGUCUACUCGUUUGUCACUGGAACUUCCAGCCGCCGGGGCAGAGUCUGGUCCAGUUCCACAGACAAUGGAUGUUUCCCUUAAAGCUCCACAUCUUGAUAAUGUUAAAGUUGGUGAGGCUGGUGUGGUGGGAGUGAGAAGUCAGAUACAGGUGGAGCUGGACACUCCCAACCAUUCAACUAUAAUUAUUGCAAGUUUUCCAGUAAAGGCUCACAUUGGUGCAGUUCGUCUUCAGUCUUUACGCACUGCAGAGUCUUUCACUUUGGAGACAAUGUCCAAUGAAACUUGUACAACUACUCUUGCUCUUAAAAACUCGUCUACAUUUGCCCUUCGAAUCUCUCUCAAGUCAAAGGAGUAUGAAGAUAUAUUUAAGGUUCAUCCUAAUAACAUAGUGAUUCAGGCGCAUUCACAAGCCGCUCCAGAGCUUGUGUUUGCACCAAGAGGACAAGCUGGCAAAAUGAAAAGUGUUGUGUUGAUGCGCGUUGAACCAGAAGGAAUGGAAUUUGAAUUGCCAAUAGUGGGCAUAUCUAAUGCGCUUCCGUCUCCAGCAGUCGUUCCUGAAAAACUUUCCGUGGCAGGUGUUCACGAAAAUCUACCAAAAUCAAACCACUCCUCAGUAGCUGUAGCAAAGUCAAGUGGUGCCACAAUGGUGGUAACAAAAUCAAACAGUGUCCCAUUGUCACAAGUGGCUGAAAAGGACUUGGCCACGGCCCUUGAAAGUACCAAAUCACGCCUUGUAUUUGGCACUGUGAGCAUUGGAGAAACAAGCUCGCGAAAGUUAGUGAUGCGGAACAACUGCACUACCCAAGCACUCACGCUAACGUUUGGGUUCAUUGGUAACCGAUCCUAUAAGGUUGGUGAAUUUGGCAGCAAAGAAGGCCGUAGUAGGAUGGAAGUAAUUCUCAAUCCAUGCCAAGAACUGGCCCUCUCUGUUUUCAUGUGCCCCACAGAAGUUGCUCCAUUAAGUGCAACACUUUUGUGCAAAUAUUAUGGCGGUACGGGCAACAUCUUAAAGUGCAAGAUACCAUUGCAAGGGUAUGGAGGAACUAGCGAGUUGGAAAUACCUGAUGCCUGUGAUGGGAAACCUCUCAUUCUUCAAGACUUGGCACCAGGCGUACCAUCUCUACUCAAGACUGCAUUUAUUAAUAAAGGAGACAGAAACAUGUUUAUAAAGCUUCAAGUGUUUACAGAUGAUCAGUGUUCAGAGUUGAUGGCUUCACGUGAGAUCUCGAUACAACCCCCAGAAUUUAUUUUGGCACCCAAAGAAAGUCGGGGAGUAUUUAUUUAUGCCAAUGGCACUGCAAAUAUCUUGGCCAAAACACCAGGCUGUUUGGGAGUGUUGGAGGUCAUUUCAGGGGAUGAAAUCUUGCGACGACGUUUCAGAAGACUUAAAAACAAGGAAGUGAAAAUUCGCCGUGUCAAUGAUCCUACGCUACUGAAGAUCCACUGGGAUACAGAUUACACUGGGAAAAAGGAGUUAAACGAUGAAGAUGACUGUCUCCCUCCUCAACCUGAAGAUUCUACCAUCUUCUUCAAUUCAUGUUCUAAGACCCAGAUUCAGUUGUAUGGAGAAAGUCGAGAACGUGAAGAGGCAUCAAGCACUGUAUUUGCAUGUUUAGAUGCUGAUGACACCUUAAGCUCCGUGGCAGAUAUGACUGUUACUCAUAGCAGACUAAUGGAAGUUGAUGGGCAAACAGUUCGUGGAUGUACUAUCCCUCCUGCUCCCAAGUCCAGUACUGUUUUGCAAGCAACUGCCAAUACAGAGGCGGGGAAAAACUUUUCUUGGGAUGUUUUCCCCCAAACAUUAUCCGUUGUAGCAUCUGAUGUAUCUACGAAUGUAUUUUUUGUUGUCAAUCUGAGCAAUGUGCAACAGAUGUUUGAGGCCACGUCAAACUGUAGGUGGCUGGACAUUGACCCUCGGGAAGCCAUACUGCCGUGUCAGAGCUCGGUCAAAGUACUUGUUAAAAUUAUACCAUCUCUUAUGCCUCAACCACUCACUAAACCUGUGACGCAAACACUCAAGAUCAUGUGUGAAAAUGAGAGUCGGUGUGCAAGCAUUACCGUCCUGCCUGCUGAAGAUGACGGCAGCAGUGAUACACAGCCUGUGACCGUGGCAGCACAACAUGGCUCAGCACUGCGCACACUGCCAUCUAGGGUGCCAUUCCCAGAUAAAAUGAAGUAUAUUGAUCUUCAAGCUACUGAGCUUAGAAUGCCCGCCAUAAAAUAUCCCAGCACAUCAGCAACAAACAGUGAGAGAACAAGAGCGAGCAGUAACGUCACCAGCACGGUUGGGAGCCAGGGUAGUGAGCGUGACCUGCGGCACAUGGAUAACACUGAGAGUCUAGUCCAGGUGGUGUCGGAUACUAUUACUUUCCCAGAUACACCAGUAAUGAGAGAAAAUCAUAUGAAAGUGAAGCUGAGGAAUUUGGACGGUGUUCUUCAUGUUGUCACGGCAGGUGUUAUUAAAGGGCCCUUUGCAGUCCGUCACACUCAGUUCAACAUCAAGCCUGAUCAUUAUGUUAGUGUCCCUGUUUAUUUUAGACCUCAAAAAAUGGGGAUGUUUUCAGGCCAACUUAAAUUGGUUGUGCUGGAGGAGCAGAAAGCAAUCUCGGUUCAGUUGUAUGGGAGAGCAGUGUGAUGAAAUGUGUCAUUGUAUAUUUAACCAAGGGAAUUAAUUAUAAUUUCUCCGGUUUCCAUAUAAUACAGUAUUUUGACUGUUGAUGAACUCGAAAUAUACCUGCCCUAAUUACUAGGGAAACGGUAACCCAAUCUGUUGACUUGUAAUCGGAGGAAGUUUUUCUGCUAGUGUGUUUUCUUCAAUUUCUAAAUUAAUGGUUUACAAAUAUUGGUGCAAGCUUUGGCGGAUGUCUUUGUUAUGCAGUGUGCAAACUUUCAUUACUGUGAACUGAACAGUGGUAGUUUUAUGAAUUAAUGGUAUUUUAUACUUUUAGAGUAUAUUUUUUCUUUGAAUCCAUUUAUGGUAUUGAUUUGGUACUGUAAAAUAUAGCUUGUACAUUUUCAGCUACAGUUCAUGAAAGUUUAUGUAACUAAUUAAAUUUUGGGACUAGUAUCCCAGUAAUGCUCUUAACUAAAUCACUUAAAAUGUUUAUACACCUCAAAGUAAUGUGUAAAUUUACAUCAGGUCAUUUUUGAGUAAUUUUAUGAAUUAUUGAUUUUGUUUUAUAAGAGGGCAAAUUAUCUUAAAAAUCCACUUAAAUAUGAAAUGAAGCAUUAUAUUGAAAUUGUGCAGUUUAUGUGGGUUUCUAGCCUUUUAAAGUACAGCAGGUGUAUAGUAUACAGUAUAAGGAAACUAUUAAGACUGGGCAAUUUGACACCAUGGUGACUGUAAUAACUUAUAAUGCUUUCAUAUGUGCCUGAUUGUAGGUCUUGCUUUCUGUGUGUCCCUUCGAGCAACUUGCCUCUAAAUAAGAUUGUUUGGCAUUGUUUGUCUUUUUGCCCCUAGUAUUGGCAUCCUGAGUGAUAUUUAGGACUUUUGAAUGUCCCGUGACACAGAGGCUAUUGUCUUCCAGGGUUCGUGCCUUCAUUUGAUAAAUAUUUACUUGAAUGUUCCUAAAUCCAGUGCCUAACCUGAGGCUGAGCUACUGCCAUAAUAAUAAUGAUGAUGAUAAUAAAUACCCUUGAAAGGAAGCUUGGUAUGCAAGUGUAGCACUGACAAAUAGUGGUGGAACUUUGAACAGUUGUUGUUACAAAAAUGAACUUGCACAUUAUGUACUUAAACACACUUAUGUUGCGUACAUGGCAAGGGUCGUUAAGUGCUGGGUGAGGGAUGGGGAGGGUGGUGUAUUUAUAAGGCUAUUUCAUAAUGUUUGUAUAGUGAGACAUGAUGACAUGAAAGACCUUUGUCACCCCCACCCCCAUCCUGUUUAUUCUCUCAUGGUAUAUCUGUAAAUAAAUAAUUUCCUAACUAGCUGUGAUAAUUUUAAUGCUUAUGUGGAAAAUAAGUAAGUGUAACUGGACACUUCACAUAUUAACUGUAUUUAAUAUUUAUUAAAUGUUAAUAAUUAAGAAUUUGUGAGAAACUGAAAAAGAUUAAUGUCUUUAAGCCUGAUGGUCAUGUUUUCUAAUUUGUGGAAUGUUAGCAAUACUGUAAUAGUUUUCCCUGGCUUGGUGCCUUCCUUUGAUAAUGUCAUACAUGCUUGCCCUCCAAAAUAGCAGAAGAGACAUUACAGUGUUUUGUGGAAGAGGCUGUAUAGAUCACUUUCACAACAAAAAAAGAUUUGUUUAAAAAUAAGUUUUAGAUGUUUUUAAAGUACAGUAUUGUAUUUUUCAGAUGAGAAAUUCAUGGAAGUGUGCUGGUUAUGUUUGCUGGAGAGCAAAGGUAAUACAGGGUUAUUGUUGAAACUAACUUAGAGUAGAUAGGCAAGACUGUACCACUAUGUCAUAUUAUAUUUUAGUAAUGAACAAUGCCAUUUACAUACUGAGGAUGUGUAUUAUUCCACAUUUUUUUGUGUAUCUUACAGUAGCUUAUGUAUAUUCAUCAUGUAUCCCUGACUAAAUUGUGAGGUAAUAUUGUUAAAGAUGAUCUUGUCAUGGUUGCCUGGAAGCCAGUACUACAUAAUAAUAGUAUCAAGCUUACAUGGUGUGGCAUUAAUAACUUAUUAAUUCCAUAGUGUUGUAUUAUAUCAUUAGCCCCUUAAACUGCUAAGAGAUGUGCAAGACCUGCAUCCAGGUGUGCAUGGAAAAAAAGGUAUGAAAAACCCACAAGAAUCACAUAUAAUGAUAUGAACACGAGAGGAAGUCACAAAUAGCAAUUGGAGCAGCGCAAGGGUUAAUGCAUGUUGUCAGUUGCUGGUAUCGUUAAUAGUUUUUUCCCGUUCCAGAUUAAUUACUUCAUCGUUAAUAUUCAUUUAGAUAAUAUAUUAAUUUUUCAUGGCCAAAACCAACCAGUAGAAUUAUUUGUUAAAGUUUUCAACAUUAUUUUUAUUUUUUGACACUUGAAUAAUGUGGCAAAUUUAAAGUGUUUGAAGCGGAUUCUGAAUGCCGAUGUGAUUUGAGGUCUUUGAUAUUGGGGUAGUGUUUAAAUAGUGUCUCAAAGAAUAAAACUUUUGCUAUUUUAAAUCUUGCUUGAAUUUAUAAUUAGCUUGCAGGUGGUUUGAGAAUUGUUAAGAAAGGCAUAACCCUCAAGGCUUCAGUACUAUUAUUAGUUCACUAACUUUGUUAUGGAUUUAAUAGUCUUUAAUGCUCGCCUGCCUUUAAGAAUCAUGUACUUUAUAUUUUAAAAUUGGAUAAAAAUGGAUAAUUAG
Messenger RNA from Procambarus clarkii (red swamp crayfish), 9007 nucleotides. Its product is annotated as centrosomal protein of 192 kDa. The record is from RefSeq and is a predicted model, not a curated record. Gene Ontology annotation, molecular function: protein kinase binding. Gene Ontology annotation, biological process: centrosome duplication; centriole replication; centrosome-templated microtubule nucleation. Lineage: Eukaryota; Metazoa; Arthropoda; Malacostraca; Decapoda; Cambaridae. Gene Ontology annotation, cellular component: cytoplasm; pericentriolar material; centriole.